Tripterygium wilfordii is the source of this 2750-nucleotide messenger RNA. Its product is annotated as serine/threonine-protein kinase 24. The record is from RefSeq and is a predicted model, not a curated record. The coding region runs from base 357 to 2471 and encodes 704 amino acids. NCBI's taxonomy places the organism in Eukaryota, Viridiplantae, Streptophyta, Magnoliopsida, Celastrales, Celastraceae. Gene Ontology annotation, molecular function: protein kinase activity; ATP binding. Gene Ontology annotation, biological process: protein phosphorylation. The transcript is spliced from 21 exons.
UUUUGUUUGUGAGAGUCCAACGCACUUCUUCCUUCUUCCCGGCGACAUAUACAGAUCUUCCCUCUCUCUCUCCAUUUUUUUUUUCUUCCCCAGCUUUCGACAUACACGGGAAUUCUAACCCUAAUCCACAUUCUUUGUGGGAUAUUCUUGGUUUUUCCUGUUUAUUAUCGGAGCAGUUGCAGUCCACUCACAGAGUUGUUAUUUGAGGAUAUUAUUUGGAUUCAUUGAGACCCAUUUGGAGCCCUUUGUGAUUUGGAGGUGGGUUUUGAAGAAUGUGGUAAUGUGGAGGUUUUUGGAAGUUAUGUGUCCUGACUCCUGAGUGACCAUAGAGCGAGGACUUCUCUUGUUGCUUGCAAAUGGCUGAUAUAACGGGUCUUGUGGAGGCAGCAGGUUCAAGAUUUAGCUCAUUUGAGUUGAUCGGAAGGGGAUCCUUUGGUGACGUCUAUAAAGCGUUUGAUAAGGAGCUCAACAAGGAAGUUGCUAUUAAAGUUAUUGAUUUGGAAGAGUCAGAAGAUGAAAUUGAUGACAUUCAAAAGGAAAUUUCUGUUUUAUCUCAAUGCCGCUCGCCAUAUAUCACUGAGUAUUAUGGUUCCUUUCUUCACCAGACUAAGCUCUGGAUAAUUAUGGAAUACAUGGCUGGUGGUUCUGUCGCUGACCUUCUCCAAUCUGGACCACCACCGGACGAAAUGUCCAUUGCUUGCAUUUUACGUGACUUACUGCAUGCAAUUGAAUAUCUGCAUACUGAAAGGAAAAUUCACAGGGAUAUCAAAGCGGCAAACAUUUUGCUGUCAGAGAAUGGUGAUGUUAAGGUUGCUGAUUUUGGCGUUUCUGCACAGUUGACUAGAACAAUAUCAAGGAGAAAGACAUUUGUAGGAACACCAUUUUGGAUGGCACCAGAAGUAAUUCAGAAUUCAGAAGGUUACAAUGAGAAGGCAGAUAUCUGGUCAUUAGGGAUAACUGCUAUUGAAAUGGCAAAAGGUGAACCCCCGCUUGCAGAUCUUCAUCCAAUGAGAGUUCUAUUUAUCAUACCUCGAGAAAAUCCACCACAGUUGGAUGAGCAUUUUUCUCGUCCUAUGAAAGAAUUUGUCUCGUUGUGUUUAAAGAAAGUUCCUGCCGAGAGGCCAAGUGCGAAGGAACUUCUCAAGCACCGAUUUAUUAGAACUGCUAGGAAGAGCGCAAGGCUUCAGGAGAGAAUAAGGGAGCGGCCAAAAUAUCAAUUAAAGGAAGAUGGAGAAACCCCUAAAAAUGGUUCUAAAGCUCUAUGGGAGGGAUCUGAUACUGUGAAGGUGAAUAGAGACGUAAAAGCAGAUGAAACUGUUCGGGCCAGCAGUCAGGGGAAAACCCUGAAAAAUUCUGGAUGGGACUUCAGCAUUGGUGGAUCACAGAGCUCAGGAACUGUUAAAAGUGCCUUAAAACCUCCCCAGAUUAGAGAAAAGAAACCAGAAAGUUCAUAUAAUGAGGCUAUGCAGAGAAGAAUUUUGGAUGGUGGAAACCGAUUGUUUGCAUCUGGAAAUGCACUUAAUGAAUCGCCAGAAGCUCCUCUUGGAAAUGAUGCUAGACAUUCAUAUCAAGAUGAACAUCAAGACAUCUACCAAGAUGAUGAUGAAGUAUCCGUGAGCGGAUCAGGAACUGUAGUCAUACGAACUCCAAAAGCAUCUCAGACAUCUGCUCUGUUUCGAGACCAAGGCACACAGUCUAGCAGCACAUUUGCUUCUCUCGAAGAAGUUUCCACCAGCGGAACAGUUGUCUUUCGUGGCCAACAUGAAGAUUCUGAUUCCCCUCAGACACCAAGAUCCAGAUUAGGAAUUCAGGAAAGAAGUUCAAGUGCCUCACUGGAAGACAGCGCAGCAAACCUUGCAGAGGCAAAGGCUGCAAUGCAAGGAGGACUAAGGAAAGGAAAUGCUAGGGAAAGGUUUGUGUUGGGCAAGAUCAACACUGAUGGGCAGGAAAAUAGAAGAAGAGGGCAAAUGACAAACAGUUCUGAUUCUUCCGGAAGUUCUCGUGAAUACUUUGAUGCACCAAGAGUAUUUUCUACACCACGCCAAGGCAGUGAAGAUGAAGAAACUGCAAAAGUACCAUCAUCUGCAACAUUAUCAAUUUUGCUUAUCCCUUCCUUAAAAGAGGCAGUUGUUGAUGAUUCAGAAGGAUCUACUGUGAAGGCAGUCACAAAUUCACUUAUAAAUAUGGAGCGCAUGAAGCCUGGAUCCUGCGAAGUUCUUGUCAGCAAGUUGCUUCAGCAAUUGGCAAGUUCAAAGGAAUCUUCACUGAAAGAUCUACAGGAGCUGGCUGCUCGCAUCUUCAGUAAGGGCAAGACAGUGCUUGAAGAAACUCAAAAUGCAAAUGCUGAAGCUGAUACCAAGAAGAAGCAACAGAACAAGGAACACAAUUCAAAUGCCAAUUUAAGCCCACUGGCAAGAUUUUUACUCUCAAGAUGGCAAGGCCAUGUUUCCCGGGAUCUCAACCCAAGUUAAAAGAAGAGGUUUGGAAAUGCCAUUAAAUCUUUGUUUGCGGUGUGUUUAUCCUUCAAGCAUUCUUUCUGAUUCAAUGUACAUAUCAUUGUAAGAAAAAACAUGUAUUCAUGGUUCUCUUUUUUUUUUUGUCCUUCCCUUCUACCAUUUUUGUUUACUAGUUUCAGAAUCUCUGUAUAAUUAGGGUUUGUUUUUAAUUUUUAUUGGUGUAAUUUAAGUAUAUAAAUAAUUUUUAUAAAUAAAUUGUUCUAUAUUUAUAAACUUUGAGAGAAAUGUUAAUCA